Schistocerca cancellata (South American locust) is the source of this 360-nucleotide messenger RNA. RefSeq lists its product as uncharacterized. The record is from RefSeq and is a predicted model, not a curated record. The coding region runs from base 1 to 360 and encodes 119 amino acids. The transcript has 2 exons. Lineage: Eukaryota; Metazoa; Arthropoda; Insecta; Orthoptera; Acrididae.
AUGCUUGAUAUUACUGCUCCACUUAUGUUUUCCCUGGUCGCCGUGUGGAUAUCGGGGGCGUGGCAGAGGAGGCCACCGAGAGGCGAGAGGCGAGAGGCGGCCGCGCGCCCGCUCGAGAGCGCCUCCGCCUCCGCCUCCACCUCCGCACAAGAAUGGCGGCGCACAAAGGCCGGCCCGGCGCCUCGGCCGCCUCGCCGUGACGUCACGGGGGUGAGGCUGCCGCCGCCGCCACCGCGCCCGCCUCGCCUCGGCGCUCUCGAGACGCCGGCCGCCGGCCGCGCCCACUUGCCGCCGCUUUCUCCCGCCUCCUCCACCCCGUCCCCAUCCCCCACCCCUCCCCGCUGCUUUAUUCUUUUGUAG